UUACAUGAGCUUUAGCAACGCAGUGGCAAUUACCGAAUUUUAAAAUGGCUUUGAUUAAUAUAAAAUGAUUUUUUUAAACCAAAAGAAUGUCUUGAUAAAUUUGUCACUCGAAAAAGUAUAGUUAGGGUUUCCUGUCCCGGAAUUAAUCCAUUUGCCGGGAAUAAAAUGGAGCAUCAACUACUGCCCAGUACCUCUAAGGACUUACAGUCUUGCAGACGACACAUUCGGAUCUCGGUUGCUCCCCUUCUGGCCUUGGGCCUGCUGCCCGUUCCUUUGUGUAUGGCUUACAACCUGGUGAUGGCCUUAGCUACGGACUUUCAGACUACGACCUCGACAUCCUGUCGAGCCUUCAACAUAUUUCCCAGCGCCACGGCAGCAGCUAGGUCGCAGUCCAAGGCCUGGAUGCUGGCUUGUUGGAUGCAGUUUCCCUUCUGCAUAGCGAAUGCCUGGCUGCACUCCCGGUUCUAUCGACGUACCCUGCCGCGACCGGUACGCAGUUUUGGCUUCCUGGUGGCCUUCGUCAUGGCGGUGAACAGUUGCAACAUGCUGGUGUGGGGCACCUAUGCCGAAUCCUAUGGCGACUCCAUGCUGACCAUCGCCAAUGCUGUGUGUCUGUUUUUCCUGAAUGCCAUCGUCAUGGCCGGCACCUAUGUGUGCUCCAACUAUUACCUGCUGCUGGAAAAGACUUGGGAACUUCAUGAGCAGGAAUUCGUCCUGCGGCUGAAGAGCGGUCUGGUGCUCCUCUAUUUCCUCGCUGUUGCAAUUAUGUGGAUCUUCUACUUUAUCCACCAGAAGUUUUGUAUGCCUUUAGCCUACUCUGUUUUUGGCCUUGGCGAGUUCAUUUCCAGCGAAGCCUUUUGCUUUUACCUGUGCCUGGCCUACUUCGACUUCUAUCACGUUCACAUCUGCUACGAUCGGCGUCUGGGCUUUCACCUAAGCGUGAUCUGAACCGGAUUUCUUUUAUCACAUUUGUAUUGGAAAAACUGUCUUAAAAAAUACAAAACCAACAAAAUACUUAUGGUA
Drosophila serrata is the source of this 1023-nucleotide messenger RNA. RefSeq lists its product as uncharacterized. Lineage: Eukaryota; Metazoa; Arthropoda; Insecta; Diptera; Drosophilidae. Gene Ontology annotation, biological process: GPI anchor biosynthetic process. The record is from RefSeq and is a predicted model, not a curated record. Gene Ontology annotation, cellular component: Golgi membrane; endoplasmic reticulum membrane.